GAUAAUAACAGUUAACAGCGCCGACUGAGCUGUGCGCACCCACAGUGCGCCGUCCAGCGGCAGAAUGAGAGCCCAUCCACUAUAAAAGCAUCCAGUCCGGCGGCUUUGCUCUUCACAUUCUCAGGAUGAAGAGGCUGACGGAUCGUGUCAGUAUAGGCUGAUGCAUUUUCAUAUCCCCCUUCUUCAUUUAUGUUAUUUAUUUAUGUAUUUUUAAUUAUGGGUAGCUUAAGUUUCCAUUUGGAGAACCGAUAACAUCUGAGCGGAGAGUUUUUGGAGACCAUAAAAGCAGGAGGACGAAGAUGGGGAUUUUUUUGUCUCCACACCUGUGCGCUCUCAGUGUGGAGAUUACUCUAACACAAAAGGACGCUGGAGACCUUUCUUAAAAAAAAUAAUAAUAAUAAAAUAAAAAAAAAAAGUGAGUCGAUAUUUCUCUGCACAAGCAUGCAGAGCAACAGCAGCUCCCUCGGACCCACCACCGGGCUGAGUGAGUGCGGGGGGCAGGAGGAGGAGAUAUCCGAGCUGGUCAGCCCGACAGGAGCAGGCUCCAACCUCCCGAUGUUCAACCUUUCACUCAACUGCUGGCUUCUCAUCCUCUCCAAGGAGUCCUCCCUGGAUCUGCAUGGAGACAGCGCCAACCUGCCAGUGCGAGUCGUCAUUGCUCUGGUCUACCUGGUGGUGUGCGUCCUGGGACUGGUGGGGAACCUUCUGGCGCUCUUCCUCCUCCACUCCCGCCGCCGGGGCCACCACCACUCCGCCAUCGACUGCUUCGUGAUGAGCCUGACCAUCACAGACCUCCAGUUCGUCCUGACCUUGCCCUUCUGGGCCGUGGACACUGUGCUGGACUUCCGCUGGCCCUUCGGCCGCGUCAUGUGCAAGAUCGUGAGCUCGGUCACCACCAUGAACAUGUACGCCAGCGUUUUCUUCCUCACGGCGAUGAGCGUGACCCGGUACCACUCCCUGGUUACGUCCCUGAAGAUGAGCAGCCCCAGGAUCGCCAUGGCCCGCGCCAAGUGGGUCAGUUCGGCCAUUUGGGUGGUCUCUCUGGUGGCCACGCUGCCCCACGCUUUCUACUCCACCACCGUUCAGGUGUCUGCAGAUGACGAGCUCUGCUUAGUUCGGUUUUCAGACUCUGACUCAGGCCACUGGGAUCCCCAGGUUUUGCUCGGGCUCUACCAAAUGCAGAAGGUCCUGCUAGGAUUUGUAGUUCCCCUGAUCAUCAUUUCCGUAUGCUACCUCCUCCUGCUGAGGUUCAUUCUGAGCCGGCGCAUUGUGGGCAGCUCGGUUGCCAACGGCAGCGGCACGGACAAGUCGGAGCAAGAGAGAGGACGCCACCGCAAACGCUCCAAAGUUACUCGUUCCGUCACCAUCGUAGUCCUGUCCUUCUUCAUCUGCUGGCUGCCGAACCAGGCUCUCACCCUGUGGGGGGUGCUCAUCAAGUUUGACCUUGUGCCCUUCAGCAAGGCCUUCUACAACGCCCAGGCUUAUGCCUUUCCGCUGACUGUGUGUCUCGCCCAUGCCAACAGCUGUCUCAACCCAGUGCUCUACUGCCUGAUCCGAAGAGAGUACAGGGCCGGACUGAAGGAGCUCCUUCUGAGAGUUUCUCGUAACGCCCGGAACGUUCUUUCUCUGGCUCUGAGAGGAAGGAGAGUGGAGGAGGCACCUCCCAGCACGGUUGUGAUGCACAAAGACAUCAAUAUGUGAUUUAUUUUGUUGCUUAGACGAUUGGGAAAGCUGUGAUUACAUUAUUUUUUAUGAUAAAGAGGAUAUCUGAACAACAAACAAAACCUAAUUUGUCAAUAAGCCUUAGGGGUUGACAUAGUGUAUUUUGUUAACUUUGGAGACAGCCAGGCUCUUUGUUUUCCCCCAGUCUCAUCUCAUCCUCCUCUGUUGGUGCUUGACAUUUCAAAUAGGUUUCCUAGCAGCUUGUGAAACAAUAACUGGUUUAAUACUUAUUGGAUAAUUCAAUCUAAAAGUAGGCUUAGCGAGAGGGAAACAAUCUGGUCUCAAUUAAGAAAGAAAUGCCCAGCUAACGUAUUUAAAGCUAAUUGGCAUCACCAAUCACUACCAAUCGUUUUCUUUUUGCGAGCCAGUGAAAACCGACAACAAGUUAUGCUUCCAUACAAACAUUAAAGCAGCAUGUUGCAGACACAGAAACUGACAACAGCUUAAAGGGACAUCUAAAUAUUGCAUUUGUCACCACUAUUAACGUCUGUCCAAAGUGGAUUUUUGGAAAAGAAAACACAGGAUGUGUUAAAGUUAUCUUCUCUAACAAAAAGACCUAAAAAAUUGGCCUAAAAAAAAUAUAGGAUUUUGAGUUACUCUCAGGGACAGAAUUGAACAAAUCUCUAUGGGCGACAACCAUCUUAUCGUUUUAUGAUUGUAGUAUAGUAUUGGCCACUGAUCAGGUUUUUCUUUAUCCCAUGUACUGAUUCAGGUAACGAAUCUGUGCCAAGAAGGGAUUCAGUCAGAUACAUCAUUAAAGUCAUUUAAAUGAUUAAAAGAGUUGUUAGCUUUAAAGCAACAACGAAAGACAACAUUUCAUCUGCACAUAUAAGGUCUGAAAAAGCACAGUGAGUGUGUUCAUUCACAUUGCAUGUGCUGCAGGAUCGUUCUUCCUGAAAGCCACAGAUAUGUUUUGACCAACUAAGGUUUCUGUUGCAUAGCGACAACAGAAAGCUAGCGACUAGCUAGGCUAGCUAAUGAUCUUCUUCACUCAAUUCAUCUUUUACUGAAACAUGUUAGUGUUAGGCUAACACUAACAUGCUUACUCCUUAUCUUGACUUGACUUGUAGACAAUUUAGGUAGAGAUUUGAGUGUUGUUCCAGUUGCACUUGUGGACAGCCUGUGUUAUAUUUUAAACACCAUUAUAAAUGGAAAAGAUAUUUUGACUUUCAAGGGAAACCCGUGUUUGUUAUGUCAGCAGAAUCGACUGUACAGCCUGUAAUAUAUUUUUGUGGAUCAUUCACACAAAACAACUUAAUCACAGAAAUGCAAGCUGAUCUCGGGGGCGCCACAUGGUAGAUCAAGGACAAAAUUGACAUAUUUUUCUGGAAUGCAAUUUAGCUAUAAAACUGAAUAAGGUGACAGAUAAAGCUUUGCCUCUGCUGUUGAUUUACAGUAAGAACAAAAGAUGAAAUGAUCAAACGCACAGUUUACCGUUUUAAAGAAAACCAAAUUCUGUGAUUUAGAAACCACCUGCUUUGAAGUGACAUUUGAUCAGUGUUUACUGAUCCAGAUUUAUAUAGUGUGAGUAUCACACUCUAUGAAUAAAUACUUUCACAAGAUGUCAUGAGACCUGACUUAGUUGUCAGCACACAGAAAUGUCCUUGUUAUUAUAACAACAUUAAUCCUAUAAGCCCAACAGAGCCACGUUUUGUGGCGCAUUGUAGCUCAUAGUCUUGCUUAUUCCUCCCCACAGUUUUGUGAUGAAAUCUGAGCUGCUCUUUGUUGGAUUUAAUGUUCCCCUUUGUAAAGAAAUAAAAAAGUAAAAAAACAAACGGAAAAAACAACAAAUCUGCUAAAAAAAAAUCUGAAUAAUCAGCAGAAUUGAUACCCUCUCUAACAGUUUUGCUUGAAGUCACAUGGACAGAAAACCAUAUUUCCUGAUGUUUUCCUUUCUAACUGUUAUUAUUUUGACUAAGUUCACGCCUCUUUCACCCCUUUAGAACCGUCGUGAAAUAGUUGAAUUUCAGUGACACACUCCGCCACUCCCUUGUGCAGUGAAACAACAACGCCUGAUUGGUUGCCAAUCUGUGUUUCACACUGCCGUUCAUAACUGUCGCUGUCGUCGGCUCUGUUGUAUCGAUGUGAAUAGUUUUGGUGAAUUCACGUAUGUUAUUGUGGCAUUAAAUAAAGCGAACGGACAAAAGAGUUCACCGACGUUUCGACAA
Messenger RNA from Gambusia affinis (western mosquitofish), 3890 nucleotides. Its product is annotated as relaxin-3 receptor 1-like. Gene Ontology annotation, biological process: immune response; G protein-coupled receptor signaling pathway. Bases 442 to 1701 code for a protein of 419 amino acids. The record is from RefSeq and is a predicted model, not a curated record. The transcript has 3 exons. Gene Ontology annotation, molecular function: G protein-coupled receptor activity. Gene Ontology annotation, cellular component: membrane. NCBI's taxonomy places the organism in Eukaryota, Metazoa, Chordata, Actinopteri, Cyprinodontiformes, Poeciliidae.